UGGCCGGGCGGAUCUCUUUCCUUUGCUUCCCCCCCCUCUCCCCGUCUCUCUCUCUUCUUCUUCUUCGUUUAUCUUUCUGUUUCCUCUCUCUGUUCUUCAGAUACGGGCAUGGAAGGCGUCGCAUUCAUGGCUCGUAUUGUAAAUUGAAAGAGGGCAAGCGUCCAUUCAAUGCACUGUCAGUUGCACAACCCUCCAUUUAUUACACCGAUUAUUGUUUCUGUUUUCGUUUCCCUUUCCAUCUUGCCCUGCAUGGCCCUUGAUUUCUGUAUCUUUCAAUGAUCCCGAUUUGAUUUGCUGAUUGAUAGCUUUGCUUCGGACUCAGCGAUUCUGUUUAGUAGGCGAUUGCAUAAUGUCUGCGGUGUUAGCAAGAACAGGGCGAGAUCGUCAGCGCUAUGACGAUCAUUUUCGUCUCGUUUCAGGAUGCAUUCCUUUUAGGCUGAUAGAGGACAGCGAUGAAGUUCAUGACCAGUGUGAUAUUGAGAACAAAAUUGAAGUUCUCAUGGUUUCUUCUCCAAAUCGUGAUGACCUAGUGUUUCCGAAGGGUGGAUGGGAGGAUGAUGAGACCAUUCUGGAAGCAGCGUGUCGUGAAGCCGUGGAAGAAGCAGGAGUGAAAGGAAAGCUCAAUGAAAACCCUCUCGGAGUUUGGGAAUUUAGAAGCAAAAGCAGUCAGGACAUCUGCAGCAAGGAGGGAGCAUGCAGAGGAUACAUGUUUGCAUUAGAAGUUACAGAAGAGCUGGAGUCAUGGCCAGAGCAGGGAAACCGCCACAGGAAAUGGCUCAACGUUAAAGAGGCAUUUGGACUGUGCCGGUACGAAUGGAUGCGCGUGGCACUCGGAGUGUUUCUUAGAGUAAUGGUGGGGGGUGAAAACAUUGCAACAACUACAGAAGAGACAUCGGAGACGACCCCAGUAACAGUUCCGAACGUGGUUGAUUGUGCAUUGAUAUCAUCAAACUGCUGUGGAAGGCCUGCGUUCGGUCAGGCGCAGGGUACGAGUCAUUCAGCAGCUGGCAUAGGGAUCUCAAGGGGAUGCAGAUUAGGCAUCACAAUAACAGAAUGAUGAUGAAGUUGUGGAGUGGUACAAACAGUGAAGAGAAGAGAAGAGAAGCAGAUGAGGUAUGCUUUUUGAGCUUUGGUUGGGUUGUUGCAUAGUGUGAAUGAUGGUGCGUUUGAUGAAGGGUAUUGGUAUUGUUGUAAUAUGCUGUGUAAGUAAAUGAAGAAGCCAAGGCAGCCUCAGGGGUGGUUGGUGGGUGGGGGAACCAAACAGUGUAUUGUAGUUGGAUAGAGAUAAAGACAGCCUCAGGUUUAACUCGUGUUUACUGUUUAAUGGAAAUGGAAAUGGUUUAGAGCA
Molecule: messenger RNA, 1348 nt
Organism: Cucurbita moschata (crookneck pumpkin)
Lineage: Eukaryota; Viridiplantae; Streptophyta; Magnoliopsida; Cucurbitales; Cucurbitaceae
Product: nudix hydrolase 13, mitochondrial-like
Exons: 6
Coding region: 350-1057 (235 amino acids)
Cellular component (GO): cytoplasm; nucleus
Molecular function (GO): pyrophosphatase activity
Source: RefSeq, a predicted model, not a curated record